Messenger RNA from Mycetomoellerius zeteki, 3858 nucleotides. RefSeq names its product nuclear receptor subfamily 6 group A member 1. NCBI's taxonomy places the organism in Eukaryota, Metazoa, Arthropoda, Insecta, Hymenoptera, Formicidae. The transcript is spliced from 4 exons. Bases 1338 to 2639 code for a protein of 433 amino acids. The record is from RefSeq and is a predicted model, not a curated record. Gene Ontology annotation, biological process: regulation of DNA-templated transcription. Gene Ontology annotation, molecular function: DNA-binding transcription factor activity; sequence-specific DNA binding; zinc ion binding.
GAGAAGGAGGGCUGUUGUAUGGGACAACCAAGAGAGAGGGAGCGCGCAUACGUGUGUCGUCUCUUCGGUCGCGGGAGAAUCGCGGCUGCUCGCGAGAGAAGCAGGUUGUAACUGGAUGGUGGGGAAGAGAGAUGAAUGCAAGGCGGGUAGACGGUGAGGGACAAAGUACGAAACGAACAGCUGGAAUGACGGAGAGGAACGAGCGCGCGAACGAGCGAGAGGGAAGCAGCUGGACUGUGUUACCUCCAACGCGGCGCAGCGCGGUGCGGCGCGGAGACGGAUGCUGCGGCAAGGCGGAUCGAGAGGGAGAAGGAGAACGAGAUGGGGGAAGAUCAGAAGAGAUAGAUAGAUAGAAGGAGCGAGAGCGUGACAGUGGGAAGAACGGAGGCGCGAGUGAGAUCGGCCGGUGAGGAGCGAGAAAGAUGGUGGAGCAUAUACUCGCGAGAAGGCUGCGGUAGUCUUUCUUGGCUGGCUAGGUGAGAUAAGGACAAGGCGGACAAACGGACUGAAGAAGGUGCCUAAGGUAGGGAUACUCAGUCUCGCGGCCACGUGCUACACGAGCGCACGCCCCGAGCCGGCCGGCGGUCCAGCCAGCCAGCUACGACAUCGUCCUCUUCUUCUUCGUUCUCGUAUCAAUUCGCGCUUUCUCCCGUCCAUUUGUUCGUUCGUUCAUACCUCCGUCAGUCUCUUUUUGUUGAACGAAAAAGUCGCGCGACGUAGUUCCGAGCGAUCGGUGUGGUUCUUCAGCAUCAUCAGCAUGCUCCAAAAGGAGCAACACGCGCGCAGUGAUCCUGAAGAGAUAUUGAAGGGACACUCAUUGUCAGCUGUGAUCCGCGCGGAGGGCGAUAUCCUGUUGUGAUUCUUUCCGAUGGAUGAUCGCGUUUUUCCCCUGCCGGAAGAUAUUUUCGACACGAAUGUGGAUCAUAUAAAUAUCGGUUUAGUGUAAUACCGACGUUAUCGUAACGAGGACGAUCGCGUACUGUUUGACAACAUACAGUGCGUGGAUGAAGAACGUGCGUCGAUGUGUGCUUUCUGUGUUAAAUAAGGGCGGGUGGCGACGACGCGUGCUGUCACAGCGGACUGACAUGUGUCCAUAAAGGCGACGGUGCGAAAAAUUGGAAAAGGGUUUGAUACGGAAGUGUAUCGAGAGGAAAAGGAAUAAACGGGAACAUUUGGUGAAGGACAUUACAUAGGCCGGAUGUCACACGUCGCGUGAACGUUUCAGCACGGCGAAACGCGAGAAGCGCGCAAAAUGGUGGCUCGUUACGUCAAACAGAAAGAGGGUAGGUCGGGUCACAGGCCAGGACGGCUGACACCGAGGGAUUAAAACGUGUCGAAUGGAUGUGGGCGAUCUGUCAGGUCCGGCAGGAUUGGUAGGGAGCGGAUCCAUCUCGGUUGCGACGGGUGUUGGUAUUAUUGCCAACGCGUCAUCCGCCACUCCAGGGUGGUGGACGCCUACGUCGACAAUUACAUCGGCAGCGGCCAACACCGACGUGAUGAAUCAGCUCUGCAGGGUUUGCGGAGAGCCAGCCGCGGGUUUUCACUUUGGGGCCUUCACGUGCGAAGGCUGCAAGUCCUUCUUCGGGCGCACCUAUAACAAUCUGGGUAGCAUUUCCGAAUGCAAGAAUGGCGGCGUCUGCGUGAUCAACAAGAAGAAUCGUACCGCCUGCAAGGCAUGUCGCUUGCGGAAGUGCCUGAUGGUGGGCAUGUCCAAGUCCGGCUCACGCUAUGGCCGGCGCUCCAAUUGGUUCAAGAUACAUUGUCUGCUGCAAGAACAGUCUCAGCAAGCGCAAAAUCGCUUGAUCAAAGAUCCCAAGUCCGCGUAUGAGAAAGCGUUCGGCUCGUUAGACGCCGCGAAUAACAAUAAUAAUAAUAAUACCGAGAACGCCAGUAACACUAGCGCCAGUAGCAUCGUCGGCAUUGUCACUACGGCGACGACUACGGCGAACAGUUACCAUCAUCACCUGCACCACCAUCAUCAUCCGGAUCGAUUGCCCAAGAGAGAGGAUGGUGCGCUCAGGCCACCGGAUAUUCCGGUGCAACUAAGGUCACCCGACAUCCCGCCGAGAACCAGCCAGGAAGCGAUCCUGAGGCCUACCGAUCUCCCGAGGGCACCGCACGAGAUGCUCAGGCCCGAAGUUUCGAGGUUCCCUAUGUGGCGGGGUCCACCGUUGUUUCAUCCAGCGCUCACGCACAUGCAGUUGCUGAACACGCCGUUCUUUCCGUUUCAGCAACGCUUUAUCGUACCUUAUGUGAAUCAAGUAGGUCCACCGCAGAUGGCGACCAGUUUGUCGAGUUCGUCCAGCGAGAGCAUCAGUCCGCGAUCGACUCCAUCGCCAACGAAGAGAAGUGAAGAGAAUCGAGAAUGCCGCGAGAUCGAUCGCGAGACCGCCGAACGAGACAGAUGUCCCAGAGCAGGUUCGAUAGAGGUCGCAUAUGAUAAGAAUCUGACGUUCUUGCGAUCUCUCGGGCCAGAGCAAGAUGAGCCAAUGGAUCUCACUAUGAAGGACACACGAACAGAUGGACAGGAGGUGGAUGCUGGCAGCAUGGAGGAGGAAGAGGAGAAGUCGAGCAACAGCGAGGAAAAUGAGCUUCUGCAGGACACCGGACCGCCCUUGGAUCUCACCCGAAAGACAUGACCUCGGAUACCAAACGGUGCUCACUAAGUGCUCAACAAUAACUCAAUCCGAUCGAGAAAGGAUCGUCAUCGGUGUCAGCCCAAAUUCACGUGGAUAAUAGGGGCAAGGUCGCCGAGUAAUUUGUUGAAAUAGAAGCUAACGAUCAAAGCCUCUCCCAUAGCAGGAGGAAGGAAACGAACGAUCAAAGGAAAAAAUGAAUGGAUGGGAAAAUGACGAAAAAGAAGGAGGCAAAGAGAAAGGUGAAGAAGAGAAUGGAGAAGAACGCGCGAAUCAUACGAGAUGCGGAGAGAGGGUGAAAGAAGGUACAGUUACAUCGUAAUAACGCGGCGAGCGAGAAGCACGGCCAAGUGUCAAAGGUGCCUUGGCGCAAGAAACGAGGAGGCGACUCAGGGGGAAAGAGGAGUAGCCGAAUACGAUUACGUUGGAACGACACGAGAGGGAAAAGCAGGAGGAAGCGGGGAGAGCGCGGUCGGCCUACGCCGAAGAAGAGGAAGAAGAAGAAGAAGAAGAAGAAGUGCCGCGCGUAGCCAGCCGGCAUAAACGGCUUUACGAUCGGCGAUCGUCCGAUCGAUGAAAAUUGCUCAAGCCGCUCGGUAUUAGCCGACACACAGGUCUCUUUUGCCCGGUCGUACCCCGACGGCAGGUGCACAUUGACGAAGCGACCGAGAAUAUAUCGGCUCGCGAUACAUUCUCUUUCGUCGGAGAAACGUACGACGGACGUAUCGUGCCUUAUUAAGCUGGCAUCAGACUAUGCGCGACUCGCGAUUCCGGCUAUUCGUUAUUGAGUCUCGUGCAUAUUGUGGACAGGUAGAUUCGUCGCGUUCGUUAUUCGUCGCUAAUUCAUCAUUCGCGCUGAUUCGUCAGCGCGGAGCGGUAUAUCGACGAAACUAAGAGGCGUGAAACACUAUCGGAUCAAUUCAUUCGUGAUCGUUCGUGUAUAGAGCUGCGCUAUGCGAACGAACGAGACUACGAAUCGCGAAUCGUGUGGCAGGGUUCACAUCGGCGAACCGACGAAUUUCCACUACGGAUCACGAACCGCGAAUCACGAAUCACGAAUCGCGCAUAUCGUAGCAUCAGCUUGAAGCGGUGCCUUAAAAAAUACGGCGGUAAAGAUACCGCCGGUGAUAGUUUAACGUUAAACGAUAUGUAACCGUUUGCCGUUGCGUGGCGACAACGCACGGCGGGAUGGCCAGUGAGUGCUUCGCGCGUACUAUUGCGC